Messenger RNA from Peromyscus maniculatus bairdii (prairie deer mouse), 590 nucleotides. It is a transcript of the gene Cox14, whose product is annotated as cytochrome c oxidase assembly factor COX14. Gene Ontology annotation, biological process: mitochondrial respiratory chain complex IV assembly. Gene Ontology annotation, cellular component: mitochondrion. The record is from RefSeq and is a predicted model, not a curated record. NCBI's taxonomy places the organism in Eukaryota, Metazoa, Chordata, Mammalia, Rodentia, Cricetidae.
UUGAGGCCGGGCCCCGCCCUAGGGGGUAGGUUUUCGCAGGGGUGCGGGGGUCACGACCAGGACUACGCGCCAGUGACUGCGGCGCUCGGGGUAAUUUCUGCCGAGAGAUCCUGACUGCAAGUGACAGACUGAGUAGGAGUCGCCCUGCGCGGCCGAGCUGCAGCAUCCAGGGGAAGACAUGCCGACCGCCAAGCAGUUAGCUGACAUUGGCUACAAGACCUUCUCCGCCUCCAUGAUGCUCCUCACCGUGUACGGAGGUUACCUCUGCAGCGUGCGCGCCUACCGUUACUUCCAGCUGCGCAGCGCCAGGCGCCAGGCGGCAGAAGAGCAGAAGACAUCUGGAGUCCUGUAGAGCUCAGCUUUUGCUUCUGAGCGGCCAGGCUUGAGACGUGAAAUGGAAAGACCUCCCCUGUACGUCAUCCAUGGCAAGAACUAAGUCGCGGUGGCUCUCACACCUGCUGGGCUAAAGCGCCGUGGUUUCUGUGGUCCUACCGGCUUGUGCCAUUUUGACAGUGUGUGGAGGCUGUCAGAUGAAUGGGAAUGUGAGGAUGAGGUUUAUUACAGAGAUUAGAUAAAUAUUUUGCCAUGUU